ACAGCGUACAGAAUUUACGUACGUAAAAUUGCGUACAAAAAUAUAGAAACUAAUAUUGUUUACUGUAGAGUAAGGAAAAGAAAGAAAUAUUCAAGUAUUUACUUACAACUUUUAAAUAUAUCAAGAACUCCACAGAUAAGAACACUAUGGGUAUCCUUUCAAACCGAAUUGAAAUAAAAUUAUUCAAAGAAUUAAACGGAUAUCUUGAUGAUGAAAUGGAAAAUUCACUUGUCAACUGACGCUGAAAAUUUUACGUUUACAUUUUAGUUGAGGAGCUCGGUGGCGCAGCGACCCUCAGCAUGGUAGAGGGCCCAACACAAACGAAGAACGAUGAACAAUUUCCCUUAUUAAUGGUGGCCGGAGCGGGAGAUGGCACGGUGCGGGCACCGCCUUCGACGGUUCCCUCGCUAUGGAACUCGACAUGUACUGUGCCGCCUCGAAGACCGUGGUCUGAUCGCUGGCCAGAAUACCUAUCAACAUGCUGGAUGACGUUCAUUCUCCUGGGAAUAUCGUUCUUAGUAUUCUAUGCUAUCGGGAUGGUGAUGGUAUAUAAACAUGACGCUUACAUCUUUGUCAAAUGCAACGACACCAAGCCUGCGACGGACGUGUUUUGCCACAGCUUGGUCCCGCGUGGGACAAUCGUCCCCUUGGCUGCCUAUUCUGCCUACCUUGCCAACGUCGCUGUUCGAUAUCCCAACUUGCGAUUCAACAUUUAUUUCCUCAUUGAUGACUCAGGACAGUAUCAAGCCGCAAAACGCAACAUCUACAAUAAAUUGUACCCGUAUGACAAUUUCUAUGACGAGUCUGUCGCUAUAUUUAAUAGACGAGAAAUCAGAGAGUUUCAAAGAAAACACCCGAAUGUCAACAUUACCAUCAUGUUGUUAAGCAAGUAUAUGGCGACGACACCCUUGAAGUACAAAUGGAGGAGUAUUCCAGUAUCGUAUUUGCCAUUUUAUGUGAGAGUAUUCUCUGUGUGGCUGAGUGGAGGCGUUGGACUUGAUUUAGCUACAUACAACGAACUGUACUUAACAGGUCAUGACCGGUCUAAUCGCAGAACAAACGCAAUUUUAAAACAGCACAAUGAUGGGAUUACUGCCGAAAAGUAUAUUGAGACUCUUAACAAAAUAGAAAGUGAUGUGCAAACUGAAUUUGUUUCGACAUUUUUUACCAUGGUACAGAAGAUGUUUAAUGAAACUCUAUCGAUUUUCAAUAAAACUUUUGCUCUUCCGUUCGCUGCUGAGAAUACUGUAUCUGUUCCUUCCGAAAAAAAUGCAAUUGCUAAUGAACCUCUAAUUCGAACUCAUCGUAAUAAACGUGACGUGGGUCUGUCAGAUAAUACUACCUCAGCAGCUAAUAAUAACACUGUUGAACCUGCAGUUGUAAAUAUUGUUCUCGCUAAUACUACAGUAGUGAAUGUCACAGGAGAUUCUAAUAAGAAAAAUGUUUAUCAAAUGUCAUCCAACGAAGUGAAUGUGGCUACCGCUAAUGAGACAACCGCUACUAAUGCGAUUCCAAAUGUUACAGAAUCAGGAUGGCAUGUACACAUGUUUUCUAAUGAAAGCUAUGGAGAUGAUUUGAUUAAAUUACUGAAGAAACCUGACAAAGAUGCAGGUGCUGACAAGAAUAAAACUGAAUGGCCUCAAAUAGUUUUCUUUUAUGAUUUCUCGGUAGUUUCGGAAACAGUUCCACCUGAAAUAGAAGGUCAACGUCUUACUUCUUAUGAACAUGGUGUGAGUCCUAGAAGUGUGGCUAAUCCUUCUAAAUUUGUCACGAUUGAAGCUGAAGGUUCGUUUGUUGCUGCUACCACACGAUUGCAUCCCUUCUUAGCUAGUGUUAUGUCUGGUGGAUGUAAACGUAUGGCUCCAGACCUCGCAAUUCAAAAUGCACUUUUAACACAGUGUUCUGGUGCGCUCAGAGAUGAAUCAUAUUGCAGCGGCAUUUAUAUAAUUUAAUUUUAAAAUCAUACUUCCAUUAUUGCACUUUGUUCGUUAGCAUUAUUUUUGGUGUGUUAAAUAAAUUUAAUUUUAGUGUUUUCAUAUUUUAUUAGUAUUGGAUUAAACCUUUUUUAAAAUACAUAAUUUUUGUUUUAAUAUUUUCGUAUAAUAAUACUCAUGACAGUGCAUGAAACAAAAGUCGUCAGGUGCAGAAAGCGCAUGAGGGAUCUGAGGCGUGGUAGCAUUACUGAGUACCUAUUUCCUUUGAGACCGUGGACAUAGUCCCACCUAUAGAAUGUCUUCGCGCGUCCAUAG
Molecule: messenger RNA, 2249 nt
Organism: Pectinophora gossypiella (pink bollworm)
Lineage: Eukaryota; Metazoa; Arthropoda; Insecta; Lepidoptera; Gelechiidae
Exons: 4
Coding region: 300-1952 (550 amino acids)
Source: RefSeq, a predicted model, not a curated record